Messenger RNA from Rhinopithecus roxellana (golden snub-nosed monkey), 1803 nucleotides. It is a transcript of the gene CABCOCO1, whose product is annotated as ciliary associated calcium binding coiled-coil 1. The transcript is spliced from 6 exons. The record is from RefSeq and is a predicted model, not a curated record. The coding region runs from base 109 to 708 and encodes 199 amino acids. Lineage: Eukaryota; Metazoa; Chordata; Mammalia; Primates; Cercopithecidae.
CGGCGCCGCCUUCCGCUGGGAUCUCUUCCCAGGCCCAGGGGCGCCGGCCCCACCCCAGUUGCCUAGGUGACGAGGGGCCGCUUCUCUCGGCCGGCCGAGAUCGCGGCGAUGUCGCAGGGGACGACUCCCUGGGGGCCGACCCCAGCAGGGCCGACCCCGGCGGGAACAACGCCCGAAUCGGAGAGAGACACUGAAUUCCAGGAGCGUGAAAAGAUUCUGUCUCCGGAUUUUCUUUCAGUUGCCCAAAUCACUGAUUUGUUAACGGAGGACAUCGAUGGAGUUCAAGAAAAACUGGGAACAUUUUUGAAUUUCAAAAACCUUGAAACUUGUUUAAAGGAUGCCAUUCUACUAGAUUAUUAUGUAUCUGGAUUUUUGUGGGCUAGAGGAAUGGAUUUUUCUAUUAUUCAGUAUUCAAAAUUUAUGACUUUACUAGCUAUGUUACUUCAAAAUCUUAAAACACUACAUAUGUCCUUAGAGGACAGCAUAAAAUGGCUUGGAGAAGUUAUGGCUGAAAUAGGACCAACACAUUCGCAAAAAAGUGAGGACUGGAAUAUCUUUGAUGUAAAACAAGCCAAUGCUAUCAUUGAUUACUUAAAAAUCAGCUUAUUUCAACACUACAAGCUAUAUGAGUUUAUGUUCUUCUCUGCCAGGGAAGAAAUUGUGAUAGGAACUGAGUCUUUUUUAGGAUGCCCAGACGUGCAUGCCUAAAGUAAACUGUAUCAGGUUCAGCAACCCACGUUUUGAAGUGAACAUUUUCAAAUCAAAAUGUUUUCAAAGGAAAAUAACCUGGAUUUUCCAGGACCAGAGGCCUCUGAAAAAGAAAAGAUUCAGAGUGGAUAUAAUAACUGUCUUCAAAUCUAAAGGACUAGCAAGAUAAAGAAGAGAUUUGUCUUGUCUGCAUAACUCCCAGAUGGCAAACCAAAGAUCACUGGAUCUUCUAGGGAGGAUUUUUACUAAAUAAAUGCAAUUCCUUUCUAAAUAUAGAAGUAUCUAGAAAUGGAAGGGAUGAAAUGUGGGAGGGCAGAGGCUUAGGCCUUCCUCAGUUUUAUACUACCAACUCUCAGCACAGGUCCUGGCAGACAGAUGGCACUUUAAGUUUGUCGGAAUGAAUUGAGAGGUAAUAGGUUACAUCUUCAUUGAAUAUAUUUCAAGUUUAGCAAUAUGGCUUUUGUUGAAUGAUAUUUUCUGAAGUUGUUUAAAGCACUAGAAGGGAAAUUGAACUAGAUGAUCUAUGAGUAUGUGACCAUCAAACCCAGAUUUUUCUAGGAUUUUUUAGGACUUUCAAUUUAAACUAUUUUGUCCUAUUCUUCCCACGAGUAUACUUCCAAAUGUUAUUCUCAUUAGUAAAGUCCAAAAUUUAUGAUCAGCCAGUCUUACUCUGGGUAGCAAUUACUAACAGAAUGACAAAGUGAAUUCCUUUCUAUGGGCUGGAAAUCAUGUAGGAUUACUUACAGUUGGAGUGGAUAAAUGCAGUUGUUUAUAACUAAAAGGUCACUUACCAUAAAUAUGUAGCUGGCUCUAUCUUGGUGAAUGCAGACUUACAUGUCAAUGUAAGUCAACCAAGACUCUAGGGUGAUAUAUUUUUAUUGAUUGUUUUUUUAAAAAAGAAGAUUUUGAUCACAGUUCUAUAAUAUUGGGCCACAUACUAAUGUUUUCAUAGUGUUCAAGUUGGCUUAUGAGGCCACUCUUUAGGCUUGGUGAGUGUUUGAGAGAUGGCUGAGAAUAUACAAGCAGAUAUGCAUUGUGCAGGAAAGCAUGCAAGUGAAGAGUCAAUUAAGAAAGAAUAAACAUGCUUAGAAAGAG